This is a messenger RNA of Rhopilema esculentum, 576 nucleotides long. Lineage: Eukaryota; Metazoa; Cnidaria; Scyphozoa; Rhizostomeae; Rhizostomatidae. The record is from RefSeq and is a predicted model, not a curated record.
AUGAAGAAAACAAAGAUUUUGACGAUGCAACUCCAAGCAGAAGAGCUUAACAUCCUAGAUGCGAUGAAGUUAAUUGAAGCAACAGUAGAAAAUCUUAAGAAGAUUCGCAUUGAUAACAAGGCUAUGGAUGAAGAGUUGGAUGCUCUAAACGAGUGCGCUAAACAGCAUGGAAUAGAUUCAGCGGCUGAGUUUAGUGGAAAUAUCGACUUAGGCUUUCAUAUUGAAGCAGGGGCUAUAUUAUGUGAGCUAGAUGUUUUUAAGUCAAUGAUUGAACAGCAACAGAUCCAGCCAACUUCCGUCAAAGAGGCUGCCAAAUUUUCAUAUGAAAACAGACGACUUUUCCCAACGGUUUACAAAUGCUACAGCCUUCUUCUUACAGCACCUGUGUCUGUGGCUAAAGACGAGCGAACCUUUAGCAAACUUAAGAUUGUUAAAAAUUUGCUGCGAUCAAGGAUGAAAGAUGAACGAUUGAAUGAUCUCAUUCUACUUGCUUGUGAGAAAGACCUAACAGACACUAUCCCACUUGAUAAAGUAUUAAAAGCAUGGCAUGAAAAAAAUGAGAAGAAUUUCAAUUAA